This is a messenger RNA of Baudoinia panamericana UAMH 10762, 5071 nucleotides long. RefSeq lists its product as uncharacterized. The transcript has 4 exons. Lineage: Eukaryota; Fungi; Ascomycota; Dothideomycetes; Mycosphaerellales; Teratosphaeriaceae. Bases 197 to 4867 code for a protein of 1556 amino acids. The record is from RefSeq and is a predicted model, not a curated record. Gene Ontology annotation, molecular function: protein binding.
GUACAAGGUCGCAUGCCCGCACAAAUUCGACCUGAUCUCCUUCAGCUUGUUAUUAGCACGCCACCCUGUUCCUCAUCGUAACCAUUCACGUCAAACGCUACAACCGCUCAAAUCCAAGGCAAGGGUCUAGACUUGCCACCAGUGUCCAUACCAAUCUUUACUGUACCUACCCAGCUCUCCCGGGCAAGCGCAUACAAUGGCACCCUCGACUUUCGCUUCUGCUGCCGCUGGCAACAACCACAAUGCACCAUCUUCACGUGACAGCACUGCGGAAUGGGGCCGUCGAACGAAUGGCGCCACGCAAACAUUUCGCAGAACGUCUGGCGCGGUGCCAACCAACAGUGCAAGUGCAAUGGCAAAUGCGCAGUCAGAUGGCACCGCGCCUUCCCAGCCCGCACCCCGCUAUGUCCCCCCCCACCGAAACGGCACACUCAGUGAUAUGCGCUAUUCGAAGGAUCAGCUCUUGGAGGUGUUCAAAUCGCAGCAAAGCACAGAUGGUGGACUUUCGGAUGGCCUGCCAAGCUUGUAUGCGCUUGGGUGGCAGCCGGACAUGGCGAAUGGAGCGUCAACGACAAACUGGGCCAGGAACGAUCAUAGCAGGGAGGCACAACACGGUCCCGACGUAUGUUGGGAGAGAGACGGCAUGGUGGAGCCUCUUGGGCUGAUUGACAUGGAUGAUGAUGAGCGAGAGCUCUUCACGACCUCCGUUAAUACGCCGCUAAAGACGUCCAGCGCCCCCGCAAGGGACAACCAGCAAACAAAUGGCUUGCCGGGCCGUAAAUUUUCUGUCUCUGGAACCUCGGCCACUCCCGGCGGCCUGGGACAGCCUUCUCCCUCUGCAGCGCGGGGUUUCGGCCGUCAUCGGGAUACCAGCGACUCUUUUCAGUUCCCGUCCAACCCGCUCAGCUCUCCUCCCGCUAACCGGGACGAUCAACGUGCGCCAUCACCUCCUCCGUCUCUCCAGCGUAGAAGGACUGAUUUGCGGGAUUCCGGCAAAACCGAAGACGCUGGCCGAGAUGGCGAUGACAAGUCGUCCCUCGCACCAUUCGGCUCGCUCAAGCGCACAACCACAGGACCGCUGAGCGCAGGUCUUGGCGGUGCUUCGCAGCAUUGGGCCACAAGCCCACAGAGUGCUGGUUUGCCACCGAUGGGUUCUUUCGGUAACUUCGGGCUCGGUGGACAGCAAACCGCAUCUGGAGACAAGCGUGCUAGUAUCGGCAGCGGUAGGCUGGAAAGCCGCUUUAAGAAUCUGCUAAGCAAGGACGGCAGUGAAGACAUGCCUUCACCCACCGUGCAGCGCAAAGGUAGCGUCUCAAGCCUCUCGCGAGUGAAUGAGAAUGAGUCUUGGAGACCGCAGAUGGAGGCUGGCCUUAUUCUUCCUGAGUCUGAAGAAGAGCUGUCUUCUGGAAGCGCAGCGCUACCUGCUGGAAUAGAGCUCAAUAUACCUCCUCAACUACGGCAAGGCUUGACCGGCCUCGGUAGCCCAAGGAGAUCCAACACGAUGGAAGAUUCCGGGUUUGGUGCCUUUGGCAUGACUGCCGAUACCUCCCAUGGGUUUGGGCAGGGCUUUUACCAAGGGAGAGACGCUUUCCACCAGACUCCUUCAGCGCAGCGGAUGGGGGCCGGAGGUCAUCCUAACGAGCCUAUGAGCCCAACCGACACUAACCCAUACCGCUCGCCCGAGCAGCAUGCCGUCGACCAGCUGCUCGAGGAUCCGGAGAUGGAUGAGACUGAUGACGCUAAUGCCUCACUGCCUGGCCUUGGCGCAUUUGGUCAGGACGCGUCUUCGCAGCUAGGAGGCUUGGGUGGUCUGGGGUCUAUGCAUGCUCUCGGGCGCGCACCGGGCGCACAGGCCCCGGCUAGUGAUCGGAGCGACUCCACGAGUGGUGCAGCUGGCCGUGGCUUUGCGGGUCUCGGAGGCCUGGGUCAGUUUGGAGCGUUACCUGGCUCCGGCGCAUGGCCUUCGAAUCAGGCUGGUUUCGGCACACCCAGCAGGCAGGCGGCUGGACUGUCGAGUGCAUUUGGUGGCGGUAUAUUUGCCACAGCUCCUGGUGAAUUGCAAUCGCCGGGAUUGGCGGGCCUAGGCGGAUCGAGUCUACUGAGUUCCAGGAGCGGUGGUGGUUUCGGUGGCGCAGGCAGUGGUAGCAAGAUGGCGAGUAUGUUUCCAUCUGCGAUGCAGGAACAGAUGCGACAGAGUGAACAGCGGGCGGAUGGACAAGACUUGAGCACUGAACAAUCUGGAAACCCCGGAUCGUACGGUGGGCUUGCCGCUCUUCAAGGCGGUCCCGCUAACCACAUUCAACCCGAACAGCACGUGGACGCAUUACAAGUGCAGCUUGGUGUACCAGGCCAGCAGUUGCAUCAAAGCCAGGAUCCUCCCACUAUUCCACCACAGCUCGAGCAGCAGAUCGAGCAAAUUGGUCCACCUCCUGCCAGCGCUGCUUCGAACCAGCCUCCACCGCAGCAACAGCGGACCAUGGUGAUGCCGGACAGGAUGCGCUGGAUCUACCGUGACCCGCAAGGCCAGACGCAAGGCCCUUGGUCAGGCCUGGAAAUGCACGAUUGGUACAAAGCUGGCUUCUUUUCUCCCGAGCUUCUCGUGAAGAAGUACGAAGACACCGAUUACGAACCUCUCGCGCAGCUCAUCCGCCGCAUCGGUAAUUCGCGCGAACCCUUCCUUGUCCCGCAGAUUGGCAUCCCACACGGUCCAGCUUCUAACAAUGGACCGACGUCGUGGGCGGGUACCAGCAACCCUACCUCUGCCGGCGGCGCACAGCCUCCGUUCGCGUCUAGCUUUCCCAGCUUCGGCACCACCUUAACCGCGGAUCAGCAAAACGCGCUGGAGCGUAGGAAGCAGGAGGAGCAGUACCUAAUGGCACGACAGAAGGAGUACCUCGCUCAGGCGCAGAUGACGCAGCGCAUGCAGGUGCCAUCCAGCGCUACCGCCGCUCACCAAAGUCUGGGCCCGACCGGACAGCUGCAUCAUCACAGCAGCGCGCAGAGCUUACACUCGCAGCCGAGUUUCAGCUCGAUGACGAGUCCGAAUACCUUUCAGCCAAGUCCGAUACAAGGACCUGCUGGUGGCGGACAGCACGUACCGGGCUUCUUCGACAACUCCUUUCGGUCCCCUCAAGCCAGCGGAUUGAGUGCGGUGGGUGCCGGUGUCGACUCGCUUGGUCAUAUCCGCGAGGAACAGAUUCCGGGUACUAUGGACCGGUUGAGUAUUGGAAACCGUCCCGCGGGCAACCAAUUUAGUGCAAUUGGUGAACCUUUUGCGACGACGCAACAGCAGCACCCGAGUCAGCAAUCUGGCUUAGAUCAGCAUACACAGCAAGUGCAGCAGAUGCUCCAAGAUCGGGCGAGAUUGCAGCAAGAACAAGCGCAGCAUGAGGCUACAAUGCAGCAGCGGCCGGACGAGCUGGCUUUGCCAAACGAUCGUCUGCAGCAAUUCCAACAGUUGCAGAGUCCGACUGCUCUAGAUACUCGGUUCCAAGCUGCCAUCACCAGGCCGGCGCCUACGGCUGAGCAGCAGGCCUCGCUUAUACAACCAGCCGGUGGGCACACAGUGGACUACCAACAACAACUACGACUGCCUCAGGAGCCAAUGUCUUUGACCGAGCAAGUCGAGGCGGCCGUCUCUGCGCAGCAGUCGCCCGUCCCUCCACAAUCUGGUCUCCCUCAGCCCUUCCCACCUGCUCCAUCGCAGUCACCUCUGCCUGCACCAGCUGCGCAGCGCACCGGUAGAACGAGCGUCGCGGACCAGCUGCAAACGGAGUCCCGCGACCUCUCGCAGACGCCAUCGGUGGAGACGCCGAGCGCUGCGAUGGCGCCUUGGGCGAGCGCGGAAGCAACUAGGGGUCCUUCCCUGCGUGAGAUUCAAGAGGCUGAGGCGAAGAAGGCCGCUGAAGUAGAAGCCAUAGCAGCAGCCGCUCGACGCGCGGCCUUUGAGAAGGAGCUAGAGGCUCAGGCGCUUGCUGCCGCUGCUGUGCCUCAGCCUGGCUUACCGGUGGGCGCAAGUUGGGGUGCCAGUGCCGGGUCGCCGGCUACGCCUGGGUCCACUGCGGCUGCUGGUACGCCUGCGGCGUGGGCAAAAGCGGCCCAGAAGCCUUCCAGCACUUCGACGAAAACGAUGGCGCAGAUCCAGAAGGAAGAGGAGGCCCGAAAGCGAAAACUUGCUGCCGCAGUCGCAAGCGCGCAGGCAAUGAGCGGCAUCCCGAGUCCUGCAGGCGGGAAGAGCUACGCUAACCUUGCUGGCAAAGUUACUGCAGCUCCGCCAUUGAACGUGAACGUGGGUGGUACUACUGGGGCGUGGCAGACGGUUGGAGCGGGCGGUAAGCCUAAGACGCCUGCUGCUCCUGCGACUGCGACCCGCAGUGUGAGUCAGGGCGUAACAGCGCAGGUUAGGAAGGCGCCGAGUCGCUCCUCCACGCUGAACAGCGCGAGCGCGAGUGCGGUGGUAACUGCGCAAGAGGAGUUCAGAAAGUGGGCGGUGGGUGAGCUGCGGCCGGAUCUGAACAAGGGCAUAUCGGCUGAGGACUUCGUCGCCACCCUCGCCGAGCUCGGCACGGACAAAGAUAUGAUCACCGAAGCCGUGCAUGGGGCCUCCAAUACCAUCGACUCGAGACACUUCGCUGAGGAGUUCUUGAGACGGAAGAAGUUAGCUGACAAGGGGAUGAUGGACCUGCCGCCGAAGAGCGCGAGUCCGCAUGGUGGGAGUAUGAAUGGAAGUGGUGCAGGAGGGUGGAGUGAGGUGGCGAAGAAGGGCCCGGGAAGGCAGGAAAGUGGUGGGGUUGGCGCUGGUGUGGGCGGGGAGAGCAAUGGGAGUUUCAAGGUUGUGGCGGCCAAGAAGAAGAGCGGAAAGAGAUGAGAGCGGCUGCUGUGAAAGCCAUGUGUAGUGAAACCUAUGUGGGUUCGGUUCGACAGGCACUACUUGUGAGGUGGGAAGUGUGCGAGUAACAUCAAGUGUCAAAGCCUUUGUGAAGUGUUGUACCAUUCCGAGCAUAACAGACAUUGCAGUCAACCUCUACGCUGCCUUGCCGCGCUUCUCAGAACGCCCGCAGCUUGUACGCCG